Molecule: messenger RNA, 1716 nt
Organism: Anopheles marshallii
Lineage: Eukaryota; Metazoa; Arthropoda; Insecta; Diptera; Culicidae
Product: segmentation polarity homeobox protein engrailed
Exons: 3
Coding region: 1-1716 (571 amino acids)
Biological process (GO): neuron differentiation; regulation of transcription by RNA polymerase II; multicellular organism development
Cellular component (GO): nucleus
Molecular function (GO): DNA-binding transcription factor activity, RNA polymerase II-specific; RNA polymerase II cis-regulatory region sequence-specific DNA binding
Source: RefSeq, a predicted model, not a curated record
AUGGCCCUAGAAGACCGCUGUAGUCCACAGAGUGCUCCGAGUCCACCGCAUCAUCACCACAGUAGCCAGAGCCCGACGAGCACGACCACGGUUACGAUGGCAACGGCAAGCCCGCUGCCUGCGACGACCACGGCUAGUGCCACUAGUUCACCUACCCGCGACGAGAUGUCGCUAGUGGUACCGAUCUCUCCGCUGCACAUCAAGCAGGAACCGAUGGGCACCGAUGGAUUGCCGCCGAUGCAACCAAUGCAGCCUCUACCUCCGCACCAUCACCACCACCAUCACCUGCCCCAGCAGCCGCAUCAUUCCCCGCACCAGCCGCAGACCGCUCCUACAGCCAGCAUAUCCUUCUCGAUCUCCAACAUUCUGAGCGAUCGGUUCGGUAAGACACCGGGCGAACAGCAGCAAUCUUCCAUCCGGGAACCGAGCAGUCCCGGACCGAUCCAUCCCAGUGUACUGCUGCCCUACCCGCAACACAUGCUUCAUCCGGCCCAUCCUGCCCUGCUCCACCCGGCCUACCAUACCGGUCUGCACCACUACUACCCCGCACCGCAGCAUCAACCGAUCGUGCCACAGCCCCAAAGACCUCUGGAGCGAAGGGACAGCCUGUUCCGGCCGUACGACAUCAGCAAAAGUCCACGGCUUUGCAGCAGCAAUGGAAGCAGCUCGGCCACUCCGCUACCGAUGCAUCCUUACCACACGGACAGUGACUCCACGCAGGACUCUACCUCCGCCCCGAGUCCCGCCACGUACGGUGACAUUGCAUCACCCUCGUCCGCAUCCUCCGCCAUCACCACCCCGGCCACUACCAGCAGCCCAACGGGCAGCGUGUAUGACUUUAGUCGCAAAACGAGCGCCCUCGACCAUCGGGCAGCACUGCUCAGUGGGUUCAGUGCGGCCGCCAGCUAUCCCAAGCUGCACGAAGAGAUCAUCAACAGCCAUCGGAAGUUCCAGGCGAAGCUGAUCGAGUCGCAAACGAAGGCGGCAUUGGCAGCGGCCGCUACGGCUGCUGCUGCCGCGGCCGUCUCCCAUCCGUCUCACAUUCCACCGCUGGGGAGUCUCUGCAAAACGGUGUCCCAGAUCGGUCAGCAUGUGGCCGGUACGGCUAGCCUUAAUGGGGCGAGUGCAAACGGAAUUCCUAAUGGCAAUUCGGCCACUUCCACCAAAGCUACCCCAAAACCAAUUCCCAAGCCACUGAGCACGGAGGUGAACGGUGCGACCACGGGAUCAUCCUCGCAGGAUACCGGCAUGGAGUCGUCGGACGAUGCAAAGUCGGAAACGAGCAGCACUAAAGAUGGCGAGAACGGCAGCAAUUUGUGGCCGGCCUGGGUGUACUGUACGCGGUACAGCGACCGUCCAAGUUCUGGUCCACGGUACAGGCGCACGAAGCAACCGAAGGAGAAGGGUGAAAGUGAGGAGAAACGCCCGCGGACAGCAUUUUCCAAUGCGCAACUGCAAAGACUGAAGAAUGAGUUCAACGAAAAUCGCUAUCUGACGGAAAAGCGGCGGCAAACGCUGAGCGCCGAGCUGGGGCUGAACGAGGCACAGAUCAAAAUCUGGUUCCAGAACAAGCGGGCCAAGAUCAAGAAGAGCUCGUCGGAGAAGAACCCGCUCGCCCUGCAGCUGAUGGCCCAAGGUCUGUACAAUCACUCGACCGUGCCGCUCACGAAGGAGGAGGAAGAGCUCGAGAUGCGCAUGAACGGGCAGAUCCCGUAA